ACCGCAAGCAAGCGCAAGCGCUCCGCAGACGAGCAGACCGAUCCACUCCUCACAGCACCAGCCAAGAAGCUCAAGACAUCAACGAAUAUUGCCCCAGUCUGCAACAAGAAGCCCUCUACAACCGCGACCAAGUCCCCGGGCUUCAGAUCCACGCUCAUCCCUCGCGGCCCCCGCAAAAAUGCCACUCUCGGCGUCAAAGACGAGUCCCUCCUCCGCAUGGUCUGCGAUUGCACGACCGGCAAAGUAACUCAGCUUCACUUCCGCAAGAUCCCACACUCCCUCAUCGACUGGAACAGCUACCACCACAUCAGCAAGAUCAACGCCUGGCGCAACCAAAUUUACGGGCGCGCCGGUCUAAAAGCCCGCUCCGUGAGCCUAUGGUACGAAGCCGAGGAACUCUGGUUCGAGCUUUACUUCCAGCUCUCCAUCGUCGAGGCGCGGAAGCGCGGGAUUAUGCUUCCGGGUAGCAGGCAGGUGCGCGAGGCGUUUAACAAGACGUUUGUGGGUAAGGUGAUCCAGGGCAGGGCGGACGAGGAUCUGCCGCCGAGGGUGCAGCGCGAGGGAAAUGCGUUUGCGUCGAAGUUUAAUCGUAUGUAUCCUUUGCUGAGGGCGAGGCUGAAUGGAUGCGUUAUGGGCAGGUCAGGGGAUGUGUUUGUACCGGUGAUUACGUUUGGGAUGAUGGAGAGUUAUAAGGUGAUGAAGAGGAAUUUGGCGGAGAGGGGGAUUGAGGCUGAGUCUGAGUAUGCGGAUGGGCUUCAGGAGUGGCAGUGGUUUCUGUCGAAUAUGCCAGAUGUUGAC
Alternaria rosae is the source of this 798-nucleotide messenger RNA. RefSeq lists its product as uncharacterized. The record is from RefSeq and is a predicted model, not a curated record. NCBI's taxonomy places the organism in Eukaryota, Fungi, Ascomycota, Dothideomycetes, Pleosporales, Pleosporaceae. The transcript has a single exon. The annotation marks the transcript as partial.